AUGGACCCCUCGGCCGUAGCGGCGCUCGGCACAGCCGCUGGAGCUGGCCAACACCAUCCACACAACGGCAGCGGCAAUGGCGUGCUCUCCGCUGGUCAGCCCUCCGAGGCGGAGAUGAAGCGCAUCCGCCAGCGCCGCCGCCUGGCCUGCAAGACGCCGGAGCAGCGCCGCAAGCUGCAGCAGUAUCAGCGCCGGCACAACGAGAAAGACGAGCGACUCUACUACUGCGACUACUGUGACCUGUUCAUCUCCUCGCGGCACAGAACGUGGAUGACGCACCUGCGCAGUGCUCGACACACGGACGCGUUCCAGUCCUAUUACGACCUCGUCGCGCACGUCGAGAGCGUGUGGGUGGCGGAAAUAAACCGCGAGGUGGAGCUGGCACGGAGUCGCGAGGUGCAUCGAUUGCAGCAGAGGUCCGCUGGCAAGGGAGCCGCGACGCCGCUGACAGCGCAGCAAGUCGCGCCGGGUAUCGUCGUCGGAGGCGCACCCGCACCGGGGCGUCUUCCACCACCGCCGCCAUUUCCGCACCCCCCACAUGGCUCAGCGCAGGUCGUCCCGACACCGACCAUCCGCGUCGGCACCAAGACAAUUCUACCUCCUGCCGCGUCUGUAGCGUCGCCCGCGUCGCCAUUGACAGCUGCGGAGAGGAGCAGGACGAGCGAGGAUGAACCUCGGCUGUCCAUGCCAUGA
Molecule: messenger RNA, 693 nt
Organism: Leishmania major strain Friedlin
Lineage: Eukaryota; Euglenozoa; Kinetoplastea; Trypanosomatida; Trypanosomatidae
Exons: 1
Coding region: 1-693 (230 amino acids)
Cellular component (GO): nucleus; U12-type spliceosomal complex
Molecular function (GO): nucleic acid binding; zinc ion binding
Source: RefSeq, a predicted model, not a curated record